AUGUCUUUAUUUGAUGAUAAAAAAGGUAUGCAGAUUGCUCUUAACCAAGCCAAAAAAUCUUUUGCUGAGGGAGGUAUCCCCAUAGGUGGCUGCUUAAUUCAAUCGGAUGGAACUUUAUUGUCCUCGGGCCAUAAUCAGAGAGUCCAAAAGGGGUCGGCCAUCUUGCACGGAGAAAUGUCAGUCUUGGAAAACGCCGGUAGAUUACCAGCUACAACAUAUCGUGAUUGCACAAUGUACACUACGUUAUCCCCGUGUUCAAUGUGUACUGGAGCCAUAUUAUUAUAUGGUAUUAAACGGGUUGUUGUUGGUGAGAAUGAAACUUUUAUGGGUGGUGAAUCAUUAUUGAAACAACAUGGGGUUGAAGUUGUUAAUUUGAAUGAUGAGGGGUGUAAGGAAAUUUUACAAAAGUUCAUUGAAGAGAAACCACAGUGUUGGGAUGAAGAUAUUGGUGUAUAG
Messenger RNA from Lodderomyces orthopsilosis Co 90-125, 456 nucleotides. It is a transcript of the gene FCA1, whose product is annotated as cytosine deaminase. Gene Ontology annotation, cellular component: cytoplasm; nucleus. Gene Ontology annotation, molecular function: zinc ion binding; diaminohydroxyphosphoribosylaminopyrimidine deaminase activity. The transcript has a single exon. The record is from RefSeq and is a predicted model, not a curated record. Bases 1 to 456 code for a protein of 151 amino acids. NCBI's taxonomy places the organism in Eukaryota, Fungi, Ascomycota, Pichiomycetes, Serinales, Debaryomycetaceae.